Hypoxylon fragiforme is the source of this 751-nucleotide messenger RNA. Its product is annotated as mitochondrial ribosomal protein 10. Gene Ontology annotation, biological process: mitochondrial translation. The transcript is spliced from 2 exons. The record is from RefSeq and is a predicted model, not a curated record. Gene Ontology annotation, cellular component: mitochondrial small ribosomal subunit. Bases 190 to 471 code for a protein of 93 amino acids. Lineage: Eukaryota; Fungi; Ascomycota; Sordariomycetes; Xylariales; Hypoxylaceae. Gene Ontology annotation, molecular function: structural constituent of ribosome.
CUGAUAUGCACUGUUUUAAUCACGUGACACCUAGCUAUUCUGAGGUGGGGUCCAAACCUUUCUUUUCGUUUUUAGAAACAAAAAAAAAGAAAAAAAAAAGAAAAAGAGACGAAGAAGCUUCAUUGCGGUCCACACAAUUGCGAUUGACAAUCACCGGACAUUAACUAUCGGCAUCGCCCGUCUUUCAAGAUGUCGGCAUCACAGAAGCCAAUUCGCCUCCCUCCAUUGAAGACCCUGCGAGUGCGCAACCCGAAUGGUCAAAGGGAACGCCCAUGCGUGACGAUCAUGUCCUCUGUCCUAGCAUGCUGGGCCUCUGCUGGAUAUAGCACCGCGGGAUGUGCCCAAGUUGAACAGGCCCUGCGAGCUUGUAUGGACGGGCCACAACCUUCGAAGCCGAAAUCCAACGAGAUCAACUACCAUCUUGCGCGAUUCAAGACCAAGCUCACCUACUCGGAACGGAAGAAAAAGUGAUCACUCCAAAAGAAGAAGACUACUCUUCCAUGCUACAGGAUUGGGAAGAGAUUACAUAUGACAGGGAGCCAUGAUAUCUCACUACCAACAACACAUUAGUACAAACCUAAACGAGUAUGAGUUUGGAGGAGACAUCUACCUUCCUGUACGACACGAUUAUAUUAUACGAAAGAGAAGCAUACUUCACAUGACUGUUGAAGGCAUGGACGGCGUUCUAGGUUGACUUGCGGAAACCCCAAGCUGGAGUUGAAUAGGUAUCUGGCCGCACUAUUCAACUAUC